Vidua chalybeata is the source of this 2776-nucleotide messenger RNA. RefSeq names its product G protein-coupled receptor 182 (gene ACKR5). The record is from RefSeq and is a predicted model, not a curated record. Gene Ontology annotation, molecular function: G protein-coupled receptor activity. Gene Ontology annotation, biological process: G protein-coupled receptor signaling pathway. Gene Ontology annotation, cellular component: membrane. Bases 97 to 1191 code for a protein of 364 amino acids. Lineage: Eukaryota; Metazoa; Chordata; Aves; Passeriformes; Viduidae. The transcript has 2 exons.
GAUCCGAUCCCCCCGCUCCCGAACAACCCCAGCACAGCCCUCGCCCAGCCGCCGGCUGCCCAGCUCAGUGCUCUCCCUUUCCCUGCAGCCACCAGGAUGGCCGAGGUGACCACUGUCCCCAUGGAGACACACACUGUCCCAAGUGAGUACGGGGACUACCACAACUUGUCCGAGCUCUUCUACCUCCUGAACCACACCUACACCUACUGUGAGUUCAGCCUGGAUGAGAACAUCAAGCGAGUGAUUCUCUUCAUCCUCUACCUGGUCAUCUUCGUGGUGGGCUUGGUGGAGAACCUCCUCGUCAUCUGGGUCAACUGGCAGACACGGGGCAACAAGAGCUUGGUCAACCUGUACAUCAUCAACAUGGCCAUCGCUGACCUCGGGGUGCUGCUCUCGCUGCCCAUCUGGAUGCUGGAGGUGAUGCUGGAUUACACCUGGCUCUGGGGCAGCUUCCUCUGCCGCUUCACCCACUACUUCUACUUCGCCAACAUGUACGCCAGCAUCUUCUUCCUCACCUGCCUGAGCGUGGAUCGCUACGUGACCCUGACCAGCUCCUCCUUCUUCUGGCAGCGGCACCAGCACCGCGCGCGCCGCGUGGUCUGCGCCUGCAGCUGGGUCCUGGCCGCCGCCAUCCCCGUCCUGGAGGUGGCUCACAUGCAGCUGGUCAACACCGGGGAGCCCAUCUGCAUCUUCAUGGCCCCCUUCGAGACCUACGACGAGUGGGCGCUGGCGGUCAGCUUGGCCACCACCACCAUCGGCUUCCUCAUCCCCUUCCCCAUCAUCGCGGUGUUCAACGUGCUGACGGCGCGGUUCAUCCGGCGCACCAAGCCGGAGAGCCGCAAGCACUGCCUGCUCAUCUACGCCUACAUCGGGGUGUUCCUGCUCAGCUGGCUGCCCUUCCACGCCGUGCUGACGCUGCUCACCCUCGAGGGCAACCACAUCGUCCUGCACUGCACCUUCGCCCACUUGCUCUACUUCUUCUACGACAUCAUAGACUGCUUCACGCUGCUCCACUGCGUCGUCAACCCCAUCCUCUACAACUUCCUCAGCAAGAACUUCCGCAGCAAACUCAUCUCUGCCGUGGUCAAGUACAUCCCGAAGGACCACGGCGGCCAGAAGGGCGCCGGCAACUCCUCCUCCAGCACGCAGCACUCCAUAGUCAUCGCGAAGGACAACAGCCCUCCCAACUAAGGGGGGGUCAGACUCUCCCAGCCUCCGCCGUGGUGGCUCCCCGGGGACAGCGGGAUCGGUUUUCCUGCUGCUGAGGACACAACUUGCUUGGGCACAGCCCUUCUUGGCUGGGCACCUCCCGUGGCAGGUUGAGGUGCCAGGUUUGAGGAGAGCUGGGAGCUACGGACAUCUUGCCUCUGGAGUGCUGCUGUGUCCAGCCUAAAGAAAGGAUAAGAGAAAAUUGUAUUUCCUCUUUGACAAGAGAAACCCUUGCAAUAAUAAAGCCUGUUACUCCACUCGGUGUCUGACACAACCCAACCCCAAGAUCAGAGCCCCAUCCUGCCCCAAGCUGUGGGGUUGGAGUGCACCAUCUGCCCCAUCACGGGCGUUCCUGCAUCCUCAAACUGCCCCUGACCCCCAGCCCUGGGCACGGCACUGCCUGGUGAGAGCCAUCCCGGGUGGGAGAGAAGGAAUCCUCCCUUUGGAACACAAAACUCCCCCCACAGUGCCCAGCAACGUCCAGAGCCUGAUUUUUGACAGAUGAAGGCGAAGCAGCCCAAGGGGCUGAGCAGGGCACAGAUCUGAGGGGGGGAACAACUUGGAUUUGAGAUCAACCACUCCUUCAGAGCAAUUUUGCAAACCCGCUUGUAAAUUAGUAAGGGCUAAACUGAGUUUUACUCCAGACUGAUUUUUGGUCCCCCAUCCCAUUAACUCCAGCCUCCUCUGGAGCAUCCCUGGCAGGAUUUUAUGGCCACUGGAUACAUUUCUGAACUCCAUCAGGCCCCAACAGCCCUUCCCCUUCCACCAAAGUCCCUGUGGGAGCAUGGGCACGUGCAGAAAACCUCAGAGCUGGAGCACGGGCUGGGCUUGUGCUGUGCAAGGAACUGGAGCAUCCGGAGAAAGUUCAUCCUUGUCUGGAUCCUGAUCCCAGUCACGUGCUGUGGGUCAGGCCCUCGCUGGGGGAAGGUGACAGAGCGACCAUAAAUCUACCAAAGGCCUUGAGCUGCUCGAGGAACGCGUCGUGAAAAAAGCAAAGCAUAAGCAGUUCUGGGGACAGGAUGCUGGCACAGGGGUGGGAGCAGGAUGUCCCGGGAGAAGCCCAUGGCCAGGGGUUGAGACGGAUACGGGGUUAUCACGGGGCUGGCUGGGAAAGCUCUGCCACUUCCAGGGGUCCCUGAUGGGGUAAAAACCCUAAAUUCCUCAGGGUUCCUUCUGCAGGGAUGUUCCUCUGUGUCCCGGGACAGGAGCACUGAGGGAACAAUCCAAAUCCACAGAAACCCUGGGAAGGCUCCAGCCCCCUGGUCAGAAUUCCCUGCUCAGGGCAGCAGCUCAGGCCGUUCCCCUUCUCUGCUCCUCACACCUGUGAGUGCAGAACCCCCGGGGCUGUGAGACCCCCAGGCUGAGAUCUGCACCCUCAGGACCCCACCACCUUCAUUCCCCGAUCCCAAAUCCUCCCUGAGCUUCCCUUUGCUAAUUCCCUCCCAUUUCCAAGGAAGAAAUGGAUGAUAAAUAAACAACCAGCCACUCAGCAGGGCAAAAAUAUAUUCAAGAUACUUAAACAUGUAAAAUUUGGUAUUUUACCUAAUAAACUUAAUUUUUAACUGUC